UCAUUAACAAGUCUAAAAGUGUUCUUCUCUUGAUUCUUCUCAACAUAAAGGUGGUUUUGGUGUUUGGAUUCUUCAGUUUGAUUGUGGAGAUCAAACCAAGCUAAGGUAUCGUUCUUCUUAACAGGAUCUUGUGACACUAUCUUGACCCAGAAAUGAUGCCGAUUGAAAGAACAGUAGAAGAAAGCUUUGAAGAAGAAGCAAGAAAAGCAAAAGAAACGGCUGUAGAGAAGCACAAAGCGGGUGAUCUUGUUGGAGCGAAGGAAUUUGCUGCCAAAGCAAAAGAUCUUGAUCCUAAACUUGGUGGUCUUCUCCGUCUCAGUGCAGUUCUUGAUGUGCAGAUCGCUUUCGCGAAGAAAAUCAACGGUGAAUUAACUGACUGGUAUGCUGUUUUAGCGGUUGACCCAACUGCGGAUCAUGAAACUAUCCUAAACGGUUACAAGAAACUCGUUUUUGACAUCAUCUACGACGUUGACGACACUGUGGGAUAUGAUGAAGCAAACAAGAUAUUGGCUGAAGCAUGGAACUGCAUGUUUAGUGAAAGAAGGAAGAAAGCUUACGACAGGAGCCGCAAGAUCAACAUAUCCCUACAAAAUGGUGGGAGACGUGAUGAACUCGUGAUGUCUCCACCUCUGGUUGAAAAGCCUAAGAGUACAAUCAAAGUGAGCCUUGACAGGUGGGCAUCAGCUGAAGAAACUAACCCUAUUCAUUGUGAGAUAGUUCCAGCUUCUGAUUUCCUUAAGUUCGACAAGGAAAGAGUUGGCGAGAAUCAGGUGUGGGCUGCUUAUGAUGACGACGGGAUGCCCCGGUAUUACGCAAUGAUACAUAGUAUUGUCUCUCGAGAACCGAUGACGCUGUGUGUUUCUUGGCUGGAUGCUAUGAACGGUGAUGAACCAGUUACAGUGAAGUGAUUGAAUGCAGGGUUUUGUAUGACAGCUGGACGCUUCUCUAUCGGGGAAGGACGUUUCAACACUGAGUAUUCUAAAGCGUUCUCUCAUAAAAUGAAGUUUACAAAAGAUGAGGCAGGGUUUGUUCACAUCUAUCCGAAGAAAGGUGAGGUUUGGGCUACGUAUGCAAACUGGUCACCAAAUUGGGACGACGAUGAUGAUAUGAGUAUGUAUGAGAUUGUUGAAGUGGUUGAAGACUUUGACGAAGAAAUAGGUUCGAGGGUUUUGCCGCUGAUUAAAGUCCGUGGAUACAAAACUGUCUUUCGUCGCGAUACAAAUCCGUGGGCAAUCUCGACUAAAGAGCUGCUUAGGUUCUCACAUCAGCUGCUCUAUCAUGAUCUUACAGAUGAAGAAGAUGAGAAUCUUCCUAAAGAUUGCUUGGAGCUUGAUCCUGGUGCUUUGCCAUGGGAUCUUCUCGAGGGACUUAGUGGUUAGGUCAAGGUCGUCGUCACUCAAGUUUGAAACCCUGCUUUUUUUUUUUUACUUUAAAUUUGAUUCAAGAAAAUUCUGUUAAGUCAGUAUCAGUUUUGUACUGAUUCAGUGAACUUAUCUUUGCUUUUUUUUAUUUUGUUUUUGAAUGGUGUUUGGUGCUCCUAGCAUAUGGUUGUGUACAUGUCUUUAAGCAGGGUUUUUUAUUUAUUAAAUAAUUGGAAUUA
Molecule: messenger RNA, 1600 nt
Organism: Capsella rubella
Lineage: Eukaryota; Viridiplantae; Streptophyta; Magnoliopsida; Brassicales; Brassicaceae
Exons: 3
Coding region: 153-908 (251 amino acids)
Source: RefSeq, a predicted model, not a curated record